This is a messenger RNA of Micropterus salmoides (largemouth bass), 1887 nucleotides long. RefSeq names its product transcription factor 25-like. Gene Ontology annotation, molecular function: protein binding. Lineage: Eukaryota; Metazoa; Chordata; Actinopteri; Centrarchiformes; Centrarchidae. The record is from RefSeq and is a predicted model, not a curated record. Gene Ontology annotation, cellular component: RQC complex.
CAUAAGUAUAAAACAUUGAGAAAAGCUAAAGAAAUGUGAAGUUGGAGUAUUCAAUCUUAAGAAUUGAUUGAGCCUUAAGGAAGUAAAAAAAAACUCAUAAAGGCUUUAUGAGAUAGUUGAAGAGAUUUUUUUACUGAGGGAAACUCUGCUUCACACUUCAGCAUAGUGGGUGGCUGUAAUGCACCUUCAACGUUGUCACCAUUAAAAAGGGGAAGAAGAAGAAGUCGGUUUUCAUCUAGCCUGUAGAGGGCAGUAACACGCUGGUUAGAAGACCAACGUUAGAAGAAGAAGAAAAAGAAACCAAUGGAAUUGACCCUCAUUUCUUUGGUUUGCUGUGUUUGUCAGCGAACUAAACAACUAUUUUAUCUCGAAUCUAGCGGUGUAUGUGUCCCAUGAGCAGUGGAUAAUGUCUACCCGGGCUCUGCGAAGGCUCAAAGGGAAACAGCGGGGUCAGGAGGCCUUGGACCUCGGGGAUCUAACUUCGGGUGACAGCCCAGAGGAGCAGGCUGCGGGUGCGGAGGAGCAGCUGGACACGGCCAAUGUUUCUUCCCCGUCUGGCAGGAACAGCCGAAAGGCAAAUAAAAACAAGGCUCAGAAAAACUUCAGCAACCUCUAUGAACUGAUAGGUGAUGCAGACAAUGAGGCAGAGGAAAUCUCAGCUGAUGAGGAGGCAGAGAAACCAGAUGGAAAUAAAACAAGUGGCAUGGAAAGGAAUGAGAACGGAGAUAUUGAGAAGCCGGAUCAAAAGAAAGAGGGAGCGUCUACAAAGUCUUCAUCUGGAGACAGAGUUAAAAAGAAGAAGAAAAAGAAGAAAACGAAAGUGACAUCAGAAGAUAGAAAGGGGGCUGUACCGGAUGAUAACAUUGAUUUAUUGCUGGAGAACCUGGAGCAGACCAAUGGUCUGAGUUUGCAAACUGAGGAUUGCGGAGGCUCCGACAGAAAAUCUGUGCUACACGUGGAGCACAGGAAUCUCAACCCAGAGACAGAGCUGAAGAGAUAUUUUGGGGCUCGAGCUGUUCAAGGGGAUCAAAGACCUCGACAGAGAAACAGACAGUUUCACCGUACCACCUGGAUGACCAGUCCUAAGGACAGCUGGCCUCGCUUUAGCCGCCCAGGAAUCUCAAUGACCUUACUGCAGUCAAAGGACGGCAUUCAGUACUUCACCUUUGAGCACAGCCGGGACUAUCAACAAGUACAGUUCAAGUUCCUGGAUGCUGUCGAGUCCAUGGAUCCCAACAACAUUGUGGCCUUGCUACAGCUGAACCCUUACCACAUUGAUUCCUUGCUGCAGCUUUCUGAUGUGUGCCGCAUACAGGAGGAUCAGGAGAUGGCCAGGGACCUCAUCGAGAGGGCCAUGUACAGCUUUGAAUGCACUUUUCACCCUUUAUUCAGUCUGACCUCAGGAACAAGCAGACUUGAUUAUCUGAGACCAGAGAACAGGGCAUUUUACCUGGCUCUUUUUAAGCACAUGAUGUUCCUUGAGAAGAGAGGAUGCCCACGGACAGCUUUGGAGUACUGCAAACUGAUCCUCAGUUUGGACCCAGACUCAGACCCACUUUGCAUGCUCCUUCUCAUUGAUUUCCUGAUGCUGCGUUCCAGAGAGUACCAGUCUCUCCUUCAGUUGUAUCAGGACUGGGAGGAGCACAGAAAUCUGUCCCAGCUGCCAAACUUUGCAUUCUCCACUGCCCUUUGCCAUUUCCAUCUCAGUCAGCAGGAAGAUAUUGAUCCUGAAGAAAGUGACAAACGACGACAAAAAGCUGACCAGACCCUGCAGAAUGCUCUCAUCAUGUUCCCUGGAGUCUUGAUGCCUCUACUGGAUCUGUGUACUGUGCAGCCAGAUGUCACAGUCACCUCACAUGCCUUCUUUGGCCCAAAGAGUAGGAUAGG